AUGUGUAUACACCCAAAUGUUUAUGGACAAGGUGAGGGUGGAGAUUACAACGGAGAAUGCGGUGUUGCGGGGAUCACCAGAAAUAACGGGAGAGUGGUAAACGGCAGUGACGCAGCAGCAGGCCAGUGGCCAUGGCAAGCAUUGAUACACGUGAAAACAAAACAUCAGCCACUUUACUGCGGAGGAAUUCUCAUAAGGCCAACCUGGAUACUGACUGCGGCUCAUUGUUUGCAGACCGAGGAUACAAUUGAGAGUAUAAUCAUAAUCCUUGGAGCUAACAAUCAAACUAAUUCGGACGAAAUAGGCAGACAGUAUCUUAACGUUGAAGAACAUUUUUUGCAUCAAGAUUACGGCGAUGUAAUUGGAAGCUUCAUUGCUGAUAUAGCUCUGUUACAACUAACAACUGAAGUGACUUAUGAUUAUUACGUCCGCCCAGCAUGUUUACCUACAUUUGGUUCUGAAGCUACAGUAGGGCAGACCUGUUUCGUAUCCGGAUUUGGGGACACCCAAGAUACUGGGAAUCAAAAUAUUCUUCAAUAUGCCGGAGUUGAUAUUAUAUCACGAGAAACAUGCAAUGAAUGGUACAGCACAUUGAACCUCUCCAUUCCCAGCGACCACUUCUGUGCUGGGUUUGAAGAAGGUGGUAUUGACACUUGCCAAGGAGAUAGUGGCGGGCCUUUAGUUUGCAUGGAAUCUUCAGUUUAUGUUGCACGAGGGAUAACAAGUUUCGGGGAAGGAUGUGCAGUGGCACAACGACCAGGGGCUUACACUGACGUAGUAACGUAUAUGAAUUGGAUUAUUGAGAAAAUUGACGAAAAAGAAAAAACAACUGGAGCAUACACUGAAUAUGCUAGUACUCGUAUUGCUACUUCCGAAUCAACUACGUCUCAUGCUGUAAAAUUGAAAUCAAAUGCCGUAUUUAUAUGCAUAUUGUUUUUUACUUUUAUAGCAAGUCUAGUUUCAACUUAA
Messenger RNA from Styela clava, 969 nucleotides. The record is from RefSeq and is a predicted model, not a curated record. Lineage: Eukaryota; Metazoa; Chordata; Ascidiacea; Stolidobranchia; Styelidae.